AUGGAGGCGCUCGACCGCGCGCGCGCGCUGAACGCGCUGCUGGCGCUGCCGCGGCUCGAGCGCAUGCUGCGCGUGUACCGCACGUGGAUAAACGUGGAGGGCGUGGAGGGAGGCAUGGCGCUCACGCGGCGCGAGCUGCAGUGCGUGCUCGAGUUCCCCACGCAGGAGCAGCACGUCGACUUCCUCUUCGAUACGUUCCGCUGCGGCUCUCCCUCUCGGCCUCGUGUGGACCUGCUGACGCUGCUGACGACCGCCGCCGCGCUGGCGCAGGGCGCGCUGGCGGACAAGGCGCGCUUCGUGUUCGCGCUCGUGGACCUGGACACGGAGGACGACAUCGUGGAGGCGGAGCUGGCGCUCGUCAUCAGCUCAUGCUGCAGCGGGCUCUACAGUCUCGGGCUGAUCCCCGAGGAGGGUCGCGUCUCUGAGAUGGACGCGAUUUCACUCGCGUACGAGGCCUUCGACUUCGUGGAGCUCGAGGACGGAGACAAAAUGACGUUCGCCAUGUUCCUCAAGUGGUGCGUGUUCCACCCGAGACCCAAGGCGCUGCUAGAAAGGAUCGGCUGUUUGUUGUCUGCGUGCGACGUAGUGAAGAAGAUGAAGGACGCGCUGCAGGAACACAAGGAGAUGCUGGAGGCUGGUCCGUUCUGGAAUCGGAACGCUAUGCACCUUGACGUGCUCAAUAAAGAUGCGGAGGAGCCUGCAGUUGUUGAACGGGUGCGUACGUGCGUAGCAACUGGUGUACGACAGUCGGACCUAACUUUGAUAGUACUGGCUUAUAAUUGGUCUUGUAUGGUAUUGAUAAGGUUGAACUCGAACCAUCACAAGGGCCACGUGAAGUUCGCCGAGUUGUAA
This is a messenger RNA of Phytophthora sojae, 852 nucleotides long. RefSeq lists its product as hypothetical. The record is from RefSeq and is a predicted model, not a curated record. The transcript has a single exon. NCBI's taxonomy places the organism in Eukaryota, Oomycota, Peronosporomycetes, Peronosporales, Peronosporaceae. The coding region runs from base 1 to 852 and encodes 283 amino acids.